Messenger RNA from Aspergillus ibericus CBS 121593, 554 nucleotides. RefSeq lists its product as uncharacterized. The transcript has a single exon. The record is from RefSeq and is a predicted model, not a curated record. NCBI's taxonomy places the organism in Eukaryota, Fungi, Ascomycota, Eurotiomycetes, Eurotiales, Aspergillaceae. Bases 85 to 387 code for a protein of 100 amino acids.
AGCUAUCAAGAGUAAAUAUGAUACCCAAUCACCUAGAGAUAAAGAAAAAAAAAAAGAGUUACCAAUCCCAACCAGUCCUUGCGGAUGCCUAGCACAAAUUUAUCAAAGACUGGAUAUCUGGGAAAUUUGGCCUGGAUGUGUUUGUUUUCCAUUGGCAUCGAGCAUCACAUUUUCUUACUAUUUCUUAUCCUAAUAUACGAUUCAUUUCUUCGCAACCCGUCCCAGAGCUACAGACACUUAUCCCAAAAGCAACUUCUGUUGUUCCUUGUUUCCUUGCAUCGCUUGCCCAUACUUCUGAGCCUUACUGCUUUUUUCCGAAUCGCAUUUAAUCAACUGAUAGCUUUCGUUGGUUAUCCUAGGAGUGUUGCAAUAUCUUUCAUGGCAUAGAUUGACAAGCAUUAGAUUGAAUGCAAUCUAGAUCUCUAGUAUCAUGGUGUGACGUAGAUGGCGCUGCGUUAAAGUCUAGUAGAAGCAGUCCUCACUUCACUCUUCAAAGAAUGUACGGUGCUAUUACAAAGGAUGGGAGGGAGGAGGUGCCCAAGCUAGCUGCUAUC